CGAUUGCACGCAGAGGAGUUUAAGGGAGGAGACACCUUCAGCUCGUAGGGGGGGAGAGAGACAGAGAGAGAGAGAGAGAGAGAGAGUAUUUGUGUAAGUUGUUAUGAGGGAGGGAGGUUAUUAACGGGCCGAUCUUGGAAUCUCUACUUUCCAGAUGGCGAUACUCUGUCCUCGGUUAGACUGGGGAAGAGGUAAGUAUCGCAGUGAGUGGGUAGCGUACAUGUGUUCCGCUUCCGUCCUUCUCUUCCUCUUCUGCUAUUCGUGGCUCAACGAAAUCGGUCAUCUAGGCAGCGUAGGGCUCUCCAAUGGGAGCUUGCCACACCUACUUGAGUUGAAGAAAGCACCCGGCGGAGGAGAAGUCUUAGACGAUGCUGCUGCUGCUGUGUGCGACCGAGCACUGUACCCGCCCUUAGCUGAUCUUAGAGAUGACAAGCUGACACUUAUACUUAGUCGUUUUCUGCCGUCCAGAGUUUCCCUUCUGCGAAGAAAGUUGCUGUUUUUAUCUCGCAUCGAUGUUGUGGAUGCCAUCAUCGUUCUCUGGGGUGAGGCUAAUGCUAGUGUCUCCGUGUUAGAAGAAAGCUUGCAGAGCUAUAGCUAUGGCGAUGGCUAUGGUGAUGGUGAUGGCUAUGGCGCUCCGAUUCGAGUUGUGCUGACUGCGGGCACUUCGGAUUCGCGCUUCCUUCCUCGCACAUUCAUCAGCACUGCCGCGGUGGCCAUCGCCGACGACGACGCCCUGCCAGACGCUGGCAGUUUAGAGUUUGCGCUGAAGGUGUGGCGGGCCAAUCGAGGCCGCAUUGUCGGACUCUUUCCCCGGUCCCAUGAGUAUUACACUCCGAAUGGGACUUGGGAGUACCUGCAUUCACCUACUUCUCGACUCUCCAUGAUAUCAAGCAGGUUCAUGCUGCUAUCGACCCAGUAUUUGUUCGAUUACACGUGUCACAAUGCUCCGUGGGUUCGGGAGUUGGUCAAGAGGGAGGGGGGGGCCUGCGAGGAGAUUGCCAUGAAUUUUCUUGUGGCCAACAAGAGUCAGGCAGCGCCUGUCCUCGUCGAUGGGAAGUUGAUGGAGUGGGGAGAAGGAGGUGGUGGGGAUACUCGUAACAUGGAAAAGGAGGAGUUGGACCAUCGCGCAGGGAAGGAGAAGGAUGACCACGUGUGCAUGAACGAGCUUGCGAGGCAUUGGGGCUGCAUGCCGCUGCGGUACAGCUACUGGCGUGCUGUACCCGACGUAGAGGAGGGGACUGUGUCCCAGAGGUUUGAGACCCUGGGUAGUCGUGAGAAGGCUGUGAGGUCAGAACAGCAAUCUCAAUCUCCGCGUGCUGUGGAACACCGUCCGAUUGUUAAGCGACAAAUGUAUGCCUACGUAGCGGCGCUCGACACGUCGAGUCUAGUUGCUCAAGCACUGGUGCUCGCCCAGUGUCUACGGAGCACGGGGACUCCCCACCAUCUCAUCAUUUUCCUUGUGGAAGGUUGGGAGAAGAAGAACGGGACAUGGAUGACACUUGGAGGGAAGAAAGACCGAGGAAGUAGUGAGAGGAGGAGGAGCAAAGGGGAGAAGGAGAUGCGCGAGCUUUUGCAGGCUCAUUACGAUGUCGUCCGAGAUGUCAAUCGUGUGGCUGGUAGCUUUCGUCCCGACUACACCAAGAUCAAUUGCUGGCUUCUGACAGAGUACGCGAAGGUUGUGUACUUGGACAUCGACAUGCUGGUGCUGGACAACGUAGACGAUCUGUUCGAGCAUCCGGAACCAGCGGCGGGACCGAACAGCUACGACACACACCAAUUCAACGCAGGGUUGAUGGUCAUCCAACCGUCGAUUGCCACGUACGAGUCGCUGAUCGCCGCCAUUCCUAAGCUGCCCACGUACAACGGAGGAGAUCAGGGCUUUUUCAACUCCUACUUCAGCGGGUGGUUCCAUCUGGGUAGCGAUCAUCGGCUGCCUUUCAGGUGCAAUGCCAUCAUGCAUUUCGCACGAUCUUAUCAUCCACCUAGCUGGUUCAAUGUGAAUCGCGCUGACGAGUUCCUGCAGUUGCCCAGACCUGGACCAGGUGCAAUGGGAGGAGGAGGAGGCGUGUCGAACGGACUGACAGAUCACGUGGAGGCUCCUGUCCGCAUCGUGCACUUCACAGGCGGAUGGUCCAAGCCGUGGAAGUCGGACGAGAGCCCACGUGGCACGGUGUGGUGCAGGGCGUGGAGGGCGGUGGCUGCCAAGCUGGAAAGCAACGAUUGGCGGCCUGUUGAACCUCCAGAGUCCAUCGCACCAGCGCAGUUCCUUCCUCAUCGGGACUGGUACCCAGUCUACCGACGCCUAAAAGAAUCCUCCCUCGAGAACGGCCACAAACCCUUCUCUCAGUCCAUCCUCUCCCCAGACGGUUUGCAGUCGCUCCCACUUCCUCCUCCUCCUCCGCCGCCUCCUCCUCCUCCUCCUUCCUUUCCCGUGCCGCAGUUGCCUCGGAAACGGCAUGUGCCUGUGGAGGGAAAGCUUCCCAACUGGCCUGAGCUAGAUAAGGAGCCUGUCUCUUAUACACAUCUGCCUCGGAAACGGCAUGUGCCUGUGGAGGGAAAGCUUCCCAACUGGCCUGAGCUAGAUAAGGAGCUGGUGGUGACUUUGGUGAGUGAGAGCACGAUGCUAGCCGCAGGAGUCUGGGCAGAGUCGUACAGAGAACAUCACAGGGGGGACAGUUCCAGACCCAUCAUGCUCGUAGUUCCUUCGACGCUCGAUAACGACCUAUGGGCCCCUUUGGUACCCCUCUUCGACUUUGUGAGCGUCGUAGGCCCUCUGAAGGCCAAGGACGAGAAUGGAGCCGUCGUUACAUUGGGAGAGCAGUACCACGUGCUUCAUCUCUGGAACCUCACAGAAUGGUCCAGGGUCGUCUAUGUACACCCAUUGUCCCUGUUUGUUGAUAACGUGAAUGGGCUUUUUGACUACCUACCCUUCGCUGCGGCUCCAUCUGGUUUCCCUCCUGAUCAGUUCUCGUCUCGAGUUAUGGUCAUUCAACCCUCAAGGGAAGCCUUGGGUGAUCUUCUGGCGAAGGCCACCGCCUUGCCCAACACUGCUGGGCCCAACGCUGAGGGAUUCCUUAACGAGUAUUUCUACGACUGGUACUACAGGUCAUUUCGGCACCGCAUCUGGCCGUCCUUCAAUGUUGACAUGUGGUUCAAGCCGAGUGGGAUAAGGUUCUUGAGACCCUUCAAGAUCUUGUCACUCCGUGAGGAGAUGAGGCUUUGCGAGCCUGCGGCGAAGGACCUGACCCCCGAACAAAGGGAAGCUGUAGGACUGUGGCAGAAACUAUCUUGCAGCUUGAACCCUAGACUCAGAAGUCUCGCACAGAAUUGCACAACGGUGUGCUCCGAUAUCGAUCACGGGUUACAGACACAAGAUUGACUGUACCUUGUAGACCGGCAAGAUCCAGAAGUGUUCCUUACAAGACUUGGAGAAGGAAGAACUCCAUUUUGCAGCUCGAGUGCACUUUCUUGAUUUGUGUGUGCCAUGCUUGUGUUGAAGCGAUGACAAUAUUCUCUCCGUCCUUCAACUCAAAGACACGUGUGCUACGGGUGCAUGUCAGUACAGGAUGACCGCUUCAGCAAGCCUUUUGCCCGGAUUGGCUGCUCGGUGGGCAACCUGCCUCAGAGUUCCCAGAUCUCUCUCUCUCUCCCAAACAGCAUUGUUUGACCCAGACCAGGAGCAUUCUGUCUGAGCUGAGAUGUUUUGUUGCUCCCAAAGACCUUGUAAGGCGCUCUUAGCUUUUGGAUAGUGUUUACCUGAGGUCACUGUGAGGUAGGUGUCCUUUUUGCUCUCUCUUAGACUCUCUAGCCAUUGCCAUGGAACUC
This is a messenger RNA of Chara braunii, 3825 nucleotides long. Lineage: Eukaryota; Viridiplantae; Streptophyta; Charophyceae; Charales; Characeae. The record is from the annotation of a GenBank genome assembly.